This is a messenger RNA of Penicillium diatomitis, 2073 nucleotides long. RefSeq names its product rDNA-binding RNA polymerase I transcriptional factor. The record is from RefSeq and is a predicted model, not a curated record. NCBI's taxonomy places the organism in Eukaryota, Fungi, Ascomycota, Eurotiomycetes, Eurotiales, Aspergillaceae. Gene Ontology annotation, molecular function: RNA polymerase I general transcription initiation factor activity; RNA polymerase I core binding. Gene Ontology annotation, cellular component: nucleus. The coding region runs from base 1 to 2073 and encodes 690 amino acids. Gene Ontology annotation, biological process: transcription initiation at RNA polymerase I promoter. The transcript has a single exon.
AUGGCUCCCGUUGCCACCAUGCCUCAGCCCUCGGCGCUUACCUCUCCUCCUCCCAUGCCACCAUCAGAGAUGCAGCCAUCUUCAUCUCCCAAAUCGAUCCUCAAGAGCUCCAAGUCUGCCGGCUCGAAGCGCAAAAUGUCCGACGUCGAAGAUUGGCUAGGGGACCAUCCCACCGUCGAGGACCUGCCUUUGGAAAAACGUGCUCGUGUGACCUUCAACCCCACGGUCGAGACGUACACUUGGGUGAAGUCGAACAAAACAGACUCCGACCUCAUGAACGUGCAGAUGAUUUCUGAAGAUGUCCGUCGAGCCAUUCACCGUCACCGUCAUCCCGUCACCAGCGAAGACAACGAAGGUUAUGAUCGAAUCAAGGAGAUGUUCACCGCCGAUCCGAAGAAAGCUGAAGACACCGUCUAUGCAUACGAUCUUCCCCAGCCAGCCACAUUGAUGAAAUACUUGCUGGGUCUCCGUGCUCAUGUGAUUGACCUGGAUCGCGGCUGCAGUAGCCUUGUCACUGCGGUUGUCGAAAGUGAGUGGCUCGGUCGGGAUCUUGCCUAUGUGAAGACUUUUAUCGGUUUCCUUGAGCUCCUUGCUGUUGCACAAGGGACGUAUAUCAGCCCCGUCUUCAAGAUGCUUGUCGGAAAGCUGGCUGCGAUCCCUCGUGGUACCGGUACCUUGCCCGGACAUGCGGCGGUGCCUGCUUCUGCAAUCUACUCUCGUGUCCACAUGGCCCUGCGGAGCAUCAUCAACAAAGUGCCAGCCGGCAGCGGAAUGCUGUCUCAGGUGCUUUCCCAUUCCUUUCCCUACGAGGCAGACUCUGCCCAAUCCUUUGUGGCCUACACGCGCAAUCUCAUUCAGAUUAUCGGUUACGCCCCCGAGCUGCAGUCCGAUAUUCUCGCUCUCAUCACCGAGAAACUUGUCAAAAUUGACGUUCAAAUCCAGGUCGACUUGGAAGAGUUUGAAGAUGAGAUUGGUGAGACCCUCCUCAAUGGUGUCUCAGAAGAUCCGGACGUGGAACACGACAUUGAUGAUGCCGACGACGCUUCUGAUGUCAGUGACGACGAGGUAGAUGAGAACUCUCGAGUGGCUGAGAUCAAGAGCAACAUCCACAAAGUCGACGGCAUGAUUGACGUCCUGUUCUGGUUCUACAAUUUGUCCUUCACGAAAGGGACCCUCGCCGACAAGCGAAAUAGCUUGGAUCUCAUCAUCAGCCACUUUCAAACCAUCAUUCUCCCCACUUACAAAUCUCGCCAUUCGCAAUUCCUCCUGUUCCACUUUUCGCAACUACACCCAGAUCUGCUCGCCAAAACGACGACCUGUUUUUCCGACCUGAUUUUCGGCAAAGUUCAAUCAGGCAUCAUCCGUCAAUCUGCAGCAGCAUACCUGGCCAGCUUUAUUGCCCGAGGAGCUCACAUUCCCAGUAGCGUGGUUCGCCAGACUUUCAACGAGAUGGCUUCGCAAUUGGUGGACAUGCAUGAGAAACAUGAUCCAGGUUGCCGCGGUCCGGAUCUUCGUCGAUACGGUGCCUUCUACGCCACUGCUCAAGCUGUUCUGUACAUCUUCUGCUUCCGAUGGCGAGACCUGACCACUGCCUCCAUCGCAGGGGACAGCCCACAGGAAGUUGACGAGCUCGAGCCGAGCCAGAUUGCGUUCCCGCCACACAUCAAGGAGUCACUGAGCAAGGUGAUCUACUCCCGUCUGAACCCGCUGAAGAUCUGUUCGCCUGGAAUUGUGAAUGAGUUUGCCCGGAUCGCUCAUCACUUCCAACUGCUCUACGUUUAUCCUCUCAUCGAGAAGAAUAAGCGUGUCCGCAUCAGCGCUUUCCGGAGCAUGUCUUCCGGCCAAAUUCAGAUGGGACGCGAGAUCCGCGCCGGGGAUCAGCAGGGGCAUCAACUCGAUGCAUACUUCCCCUUUGAUCCCUACCAGCUGCCCCGAAGCCGGCGCUGGUUGGAAGGGGACUAUGUAGAAUGGCGCGGCAUUCCCGGGCUUGACAAAGGUGAUGAUGACUCGGACAGUGAUGCGGAGAACGAUGACUCCGGUGAUGACGAUGAGUCGGCGACAGAUGAGGAGUGA